Molecule: messenger RNA, 1218 nt
Organism: Ostertagia ostertagi
Lineage: Eukaryota; Metazoa; Nematoda; Chromadorea; Rhabditida; Trichostrongylidae
Source: the annotation of a GenBank genome assembly
GCUGAAAAAUUGGUUAACCAACGCAUCCAUCCUCAAACGAUUAUUGCUGGAUACCGACGAGCACUGUUGAUUGCUCAGGAUGCUCUUCGUUCUUCAGCUAUGGAAUCAGGGAAGGAUUUGCUGAAGAUUGCUCGCACUACUCUAGGAUCCAAGAUUUUGAAUCAGCACAAAGAUCACUUUGCUAAAUUGGCAGUCGAUGCGGUGCUAAGAAUGAAGGGAAUCUCGAUGCGAUUCCAAAUCAUUAAGAAGCUCGGUGGUUCAAUGAGUGACUCUUAUCUCGAUGAAGGUUUCCUUCUCGAAAAGUUGCCGGGUAUGUACCAACCGAAAAGAAUGGAGAAGGCCAAAAUUCUCAUUGCCAACACUCCAAUGGACACUGAUAAGGUGAAAGUGUUUGGUUCGCGAGUUCGUGUUGAAUCUGUUGCCAAGGUAGCGGAGUUGGAAGCUGCGGAAAAGCUGAAAAUGAAAGAGAAGGUGGACAAGAUUCUUGCUCAUAAAAUCAACGUCUUCAUCAACAGGCAGUUGAUCUACAAUUAUCCCGAGCAGUUGUUUGCUGAUGCUAACGUGAUGGCUAUCGAACACGCUGACUUUGAGGGAAUUGAACGGCUUGCACUAGUGCUUGGUGGAGAAAUCGUCUCAACAUUCGACACACCAGAAAAUGUGAAAUUCGGCUCAUGUGAUCUUAUCGAGGAAGUGAUGAUUGGCGAAGACCGUCUAUUGCGUUUUAGUGGUGUACCUCUUGGGGAAGCUUGUUCGAUUGUGCUCCGUGGUGCCACGCAACAGAUCCUGGAAGAGGCGGAGCGAUCGUUGCAUGACGCGCUCUGUGUGCUGAUCACUCACGUCAAAGAGUCCAAAACCGUGGCUGGUGCUGGUGCAUCAGAAGUUCAUAUGAGCACAGCAGUGGCUAUGGAGAGUCAUAAGGUGGCAGGAAAGGAGGCACUGGCAGUUGAAGCAUUUGCUCGUGCUCUGGCUCAGCUACCAACGAUUAUUUGUGACAAUGCGGGUCUCGAUAGUGCCGACUUGGUUACCAGACUGCGAGCAGAACAUGCUAACGGUCACCACAACAUGGGAAUAGACAUUGUGAAUGGAACGAUCACUGACGUUGUCAAAUUGGGCGUUAUUGAGUCGUUCAACGUGAAAUUGUGUAUGGUGUCGAGUGCUGCUGAAGCGGCUGAUUCAAUCCUUCGUGUCCCACAUCACAUCACAUCGCCCACGUGCUAG